Molecule: messenger RNA, 3797 nt
Organism: Bactrocera latifrons
Lineage: Eukaryota; Metazoa; Arthropoda; Insecta; Diptera; Tephritidae
Gene: ome
Product: venom dipeptidyl peptidase 4
Exons: 13
Coding region: 1220-3709 (829 amino acids)
Biological process (GO): proteolysis
Molecular function (GO): serine-type peptidase activity; dipeptidyl-peptidase activity
Source: RefSeq, a predicted model, not a curated record
GAAUUAUUAUUAAAAAAAAUAAAAAAAAUAAAAAAAACAAUCAGAAAAAAUCAAAUAGUUUCCUUGACACGUGUAAGUUAAAAGCUUAAGAGUUCAUUUACCUUAGGCCAAAUAGUGUUAGAAAUUCUAGUUUACUGCAUUUUUCCAACAAACGUUUGUUUUUGUAUUGCACCGCUUUAACAGUCUUUUGGUUUCGCCACGCAUUUGUUGUUGCCGAAAUACUUAUGGCUUAGCACACGARAAAAAAGUCCAGUUUUUCGUUGGCACAUACACACAAUAGCAAGUUACAAACCGCUUGGGCUUAGCCGCCACUCUGUCCAGCGACGCUACUUAACAACAAGAACUCUGUGUGUACAGCCUGUGUCACAAAAUUGGACACACCAGGCGAUAGAGCSUCGAAAAUUCGCAAUUAGCAUUGUAGUGUAGCACGUGUACGACAACAAGGAAAACAAGAAAAGCAGGAACAACAACAACAAAGCAGUGCUAGCAGCAGCGCAGCUGGGCAUGACAGCUCCAAGUACUCCAAACUCGAAACUGACAAACUCCAACUCCAGCCUAUAAACUGCCUGCAGUUUUCAACUGCCUGCAGCUUACGACUGCCUGCCAAUAACAACAGCAGCGUGGUAUUAAACGCUUUCGUGCGUUUACUCUGCGUCCACUUCCUUGCUUCCUACGCGCAAAAUACCGGUAUUUUGGUGAAGUCACCUCCUCCGCUUCGCCAAACUGCUUGGGUACGUCGAAAAGUGCCGCCUAUAUUGAGAAGCGUAGCCGAUUCGGUUUUCACAUGACCUCACUGCCUGCGCCUGCAAAGUGAUGAUCUGCGUAUGCACGCCUUCGCCCGCAACGAAUGCAACGAAAUAAAAUAACAACAAAGCACACACACGCUUGAAAAUUUAAAAAUCAAAGCACUAUACUAAAACAGACACUGGCAGAAAAUAAGUGAAAAACAACAUCACAAAAAUAAUAAUAUAAAAUAAUUUUAAGCACUUUUUACACAAAAAACUUAAUAAAACGAGAGGAUACGUUUAAAUAAUAAAAAAAAAAUCAAAAAUAAUAAUAAAUCAAACAAACCAAGCAAUUGAAAGAAAGUGUUAAAACACAACAAACAACAUAAAUAAUUUACAACAACAAUAAAUCAUAAAUAUAAAAAACACAAAAUAACAACAAAUUUAUAUAAAAACGUUUAAAACUGUAAAUAAAAAUCGCACACACCAGCAACAUGUCAACGAGCAACGAUAUAGUCAGCGCUGAGGCGGCACCAGCCAGCGCGUUGCCAAUGUCGCAAAUGCCCGCUGCACCGACGCCAGCAAACGAUCAGAAUUUGGGCUACUCUCCGAUGAAAAUACGCAAAUUGCGUAUCAUACUCGGCACCAUCGCGGCGCUUGUGAUUAUUGCCCUACUCGCUGUGGCGUUAACGUUCAUCAUCAAAGCUGGGGAUGAUGAUGAUGUGACACCACAGGAAAAUGAUAAUGGCCUACACUUGGAUGAGGUCAUUACCGGGGCAUUAUCAGCGCAUCGCUUCAAUGGUACAUGGACGCCGCAAUCGCGUAUACUCUUCCGAGAAAACAAUAAUCCACUUCAAUUGCAGUCGAUUGUCGAGUACGAUGUGAAGACGAAAAAGAAACGAGUGCUGCUGUAUGAUGAGCACCGUCAAUACUCGCUCUUCGAGAUGUCCGCCGAUCGUGAGCUGUUAUUGUUGGCCAAAAAUUUGUCCAAAUACUUCCGUCACAGCUUCUUUGCRCAGUACGACAUUUACAACAUCACAUCCGGUCAAAUACUGCCGCUGAUGAUCAAUGGCGUGCAACAGCUGUUGCUCUUURCGCAGUGGGCUCCCGUCGGYAACGGACUAAUUAUCAAUUUCGAACGCAAUCUUUACUAUAAGCCAACCGCCUAUGCGGAAGCAAUUCCRCUGACAAGUGACGAGAAUAUCGCYAUMUUGAAUGGCAUACCCGAUUGGGUGUAUGAAGAGGAGGUKUUUAGCACAAACAUCGCUACCUGGUUCAAUCCGACCGGCACACAUAUCGCAUUCAUCAAAUUCGAUGACUCACCAACACACGCCAUCAGUUUGCCCAUCUACGGUGAGGCGAACGAACCACGCUUUCAAUAUCCACUCACCAAAUUUAUACCGUAUCCGAARGCGGGCACCUCGAAUCCGCGUGUCAGUCUCUAUACGGCCGAUUUGGAGCGCGCGGCUAAAGGUAACGAGUUUCUCACGCAGAUUCCGGUGCCCAGCUCGCUAAACACCGAGAACGACUAUAUCAUCUCAGCGGUCGAAUGGUUAGAUAGUGAACGUGUGCUCUCGGUAUGGAUGAAUCGCAUACAAAAUUUGGCAUAUCUGCAGGUGUUCGAUGGUGUGCGUCGAUUAGAGAUUUAUAAUAUCGAGUCGAAGACUGGUUGGGUAAAUUUGUUCACACCACCCUUCAAGAACCGAGACGGUUCACGCAUAGCCUUAGUACUGCCACAGCUGCAGGACGAUCAGACAUACUAUCGUCAAAUCUGCACACUGUCGACGAAAAUGGCAGGUAGCGCUGUAGAAACACUAACAAAAGGUAAAUUUGUUGUGGAAAGUAUACUUCAUUGGGAUACGGCUAGCGAUGUCAUAUUCUAUAUGGCUAAUACCGAACAACAAUCCCAAGUGGCGCAUGUGUAUGCGAUCAAAGCAGAGACAGGCCGUACACCACAGUGCCUCACAUGUGGGCUGCAUGUAUCGGGCGACGUGCAGCAAACAUACUAUGAGGUGUCUUUCAGUCACGAACGCCAAAUGGCGAUCACUUCGGAUGGUCCCGGCAUACCGAUGACUGUGCUAUAUGAAUGGAACUGGGAAAAUGAUCAAGUGGUGCUUAAGAAGGUCAUUGAUUGGGAAUUAAAUACCGAACUACGUGCGAAACUGAAACUGAAAGCUAUGCCCACCUAUGAAAUACAUACCUUCCCGAUAGCGGGAAACUUUACUGCCAAAGUGUUGCUACAAUUGCCACCCAACCUCGAUCGUAGUGGCAACACUAAAUACCCCCUACUAGUGGACGUCUAUGGUGGACCCGACUCUACCUCGGUGCUUGAUCGUUGGAUGAUCGACUGGGGCACCUACCUCUCAUCAAACCAGUCUGUGAUUUAUGCCAAGAUUGACGGACGCGGAUCUGGCUCACGUGGUGAUAAACUAUUGCAUUCGAUAUAUCUAAAAUUGGGCACUUUAGAGAUCACCGAUCAAGUUGAUGUAACCAGACAACUGCAGCAGAAAUUUUCAUUUAUCGAUACCAAUCACACAGGCAUCUGGGGUUGGAGUUAUGGCGGCUAUGCGGCUGCCAUGGCUCUGGCCAAUGAUGACAGUCAAGUUUUCCGUUGUGCCGCUUCUGUGGCACCAGUAACGGAUUGGGCUUACUAUGACUCAAUUUACACUGAACGCUAUAUGGGUCUGCCAAAAGUGAACGAAGCUGGUUACGCGAAUUCUCAACUCACCACACGUGCACAACGUUUGCGUGGCAAGAAAUUCAUGCUGAUCCACGGCACUCUAGAUGACAACGUGCACUACCAACAAGCAAUGGUUUUGGCAAAGAAUUUGGAGAGAUUUGAUAUCCUGUUCAAGCAAAUAAGCUACACCGACGAAGACCACAGCUUGGCAUCAGUGCGCCCGCAUUUAUAUCACUCGUUGGAUCGCUUCUUCGGCGACUGUUUCGGCAACAAGCGCAUGAUGUCGCGCUGGAAUGGCAAAUGAUUGUACCGUCAUAAUAGCAACAACAAUAGCAAGAGGACGAACAAACAAGGUAUAUAGCGAAGGCAAAAAGCACGAAAAGAAAAGAAAA